Parnassius apollo (apollo) is the source of this 243-nucleotide messenger RNA. NCBI's taxonomy places the organism in Eukaryota, Metazoa, Arthropoda, Insecta, Lepidoptera, Papilionidae. The record is from the annotation of a GenBank genome assembly.
AUGGAUGCGAAGCUGGUGAAAGGGCUGUUGGAAACCAUCCAAAAUGCAAAGGUUUUAAAUAAGCGGUACGACAACGUAGAAGUGCCAAUUUUCGACCCGGACAAAAGCAACGACGGAGCAGUUGGCUGGUGCGGAAGCUUCGAUAAGUUGAGAGAAGAGUUAAAAUGGAGCAGCUUUGAGAAGGUUGCAAAAGCCGGUAAGGCCCUUCGGGGCGCUGCAUUACUGAUAUGUGUGAAGGCCUGA